This is a messenger RNA of Diprion similis, 3264 nucleotides long. Its product is annotated as glycine, alanine and asparagine-rich protein-like. Bases 216 to 2888 code for a protein of 890 amino acids. The transcript is spliced from 5 exons. The record is from RefSeq and is a predicted model, not a curated record. NCBI's taxonomy places the organism in Eukaryota, Metazoa, Arthropoda, Insecta, Hymenoptera, Diprionidae.
AAAAGCCUAAGCGUCCGCGGUCCUUCGGACAGUUGUUUCACCGCCUGGGGUAUUCGAGUUUGUCCGCGCGUAUAAAAGAUGUUGCUUCUUAUCCGAGAGGUUCAGUUCAUCUUUCGACUCGAAACGAGGUGCGCAUAUUCGAUAAUCUGCGGUAAAGUCGCACAGUGAAUGUUAUAUGUAAAAUAGGAUUUCGAGAUACCGGAUAACCGACGAUCAUGGAAUUGCCCAAGUGCUCUGUGACAGUUCUCCUCCUACUUUUGACGACCGACGUCUUUGCCAGACCAGGUCUUCUCAGUAGCCUGACUGGUGUCCAAACGGGGCGUCUGCUGGAUCCUCUGGGUCUGUUCCAUAAGCCAGGAGACGGGAACAGUGCGAACUCCCGCAGCGAUGCCCUGAACACUAAUUUCAACCUUGGACCCAUCGGGAUUUCGACGAGUUUAUCGCACGCUGAAGCCUCUGCGACUUCCAACGGCGGUGCUGGAUCCGCAUCAGCGAAUGCGGAAUCAAAAGCAAACAGCUUCGGGGGCUACGGCGGAGCAAAUGCGAAUGCUCAAGCAUCAGCAUCCGCGAAUGCCGGAGCCGGAGGCAAAGGAUACGGUGGCGCCAAUGCUAACGCACAGUCACAAGCUUCUUCGUCAGCCCAAGGAUCAGGAAAUGGAUAUGGCGGCUCCGAGAGCAACGCACAGGCGAAUGCAAACGCAGAGGCAAAUGGCGGUCUUUAUGGCGUUAACCAGCAACACGGAGGGUACGGGAACCACGGUUAUCCUCCGCAACCAAUUGGUGGCUCUGGAAGCUCCCAGACUAAUGCGAACGCCCAGGCGAAUGCAAACGCAAAUGCCGGAAGUGGCGCGUACGGUGAUGGUCAAGGUGUAGCGAACGGUGGCGACUAUCAGUUUCAACAGCCCCCAAAAUACGGUGGAAAUUCGCAGUCAAACGCAGGCGCCAACGCUUUCGGAUCAGCAAACGGAGGGGGUCAGCGUCCGAUCGCUCCAGGUACAGGACCAGUCGUAGACGGCCUUUAUAGUCAGGGUCAAGUCUCGUAUGAUCAGGGCCAGGGAAGCUACGAACAAAGUCAAUUCGAUCAAAGUCACGGUCAUGGCCAGGGUCAAGUGUCGUAUGGUCAGGGCCAUGGAAGUUACGAACAAAGUCAAUUCGCUCAAGGUCACGGUCAUGGUCAUGGUCAGGGUGGAAGCGGCCAAGUGCUAGUGGUCCCGGUAGUUCUGGUUGGAGACCGGCAUCCUCACCCUCACCCUCACUCCCAUCCUCACCCUCAUCAUCACCACAACUAUCCGAAGCCCGACGUUAUUAUCGUCCAAGAAGUCAGCCCGAGUCAACCCCACGGCGGCGGUCAUGACGGUUCAUACAAUUAUGGAGGAGAUUUCGAGUCCCAGGGACAAAUAAGUGACCGUUACAAGGUGAAUCCUUUUUUGAACGGCGGUAGUGCAGCCAGUGCAAAUGCGCAGGCGAACGCAGGAGUUCAAGGUGGGCAAGGUUCUUUCGGUGGUCAUGGAAAUAUCGCUGGGCCCCAACAACCCGGUCAGAACUUUUUAUCCGGUGGAGGAUCGUCCGCUAACGCUGAAGCGAAUGUGCAUGGCCAGGCCGAAAAUAUCGGAGGAAACGGGAACCCAUUUUUGGGAGCACCGAAUGGUGGCAGCUACAACGAAGGCUCUGCUGGAGGUUCAAAUACCUUCUUGCAGCAAGGAGUAAACUAUGAGCAUGGUCAAGGACAGCAACAUGGACCAGCUCCAGGACCAGUUGGAAGUGGAAACCCCUUCUUUAACCAGGGCACUUCAACUGCGAAUGCUCAAGCCAAUGCCAAUGCUAAUGCUAAUGCCGGAGCUCAACAGGUUCCUGGAAUACCUUCGACAAAUCUUGGAGGAUCCGGAGGAUCUUAUGAACAACAGAGUGGAGGAAGUUACGGUAGCGCAAUUGGUGGAGGUACUCAACAAGCUCCUGGCAUUGGCUCCACGGUCCUUGGAGGAUCCGGAGGAUCUUAUAAUCAACAAAGUGGAGGAAACUACGGUGGUAACAGUGUAAGUGGUGGUCAGGCCACUUCGACAGCGAACGCAGAGGCGAACGCAAAGGCAGAAAGCAGUUCCAGCGGCUCUGGAGGAUCCGGAGGAUUUUAUGAUCAACAGAGUGGAGGAAAUUACGGAGGCGCAGUUGGUGGAGGUGCUCAACAAGUUCCUGGAAUUGGCUCCACGGUCCUUGGAGGAUCCGGAGGAUCUUAUGAUCAACAGAGUGGAGGAAAUUACGGAGGCGCAGUUGGUGGAGGUGCUCAACAAGUUCCUGGAAUUGGCUCCACGGUCCUUGGAGGAUCCGGAGGAUUUUAUGAUCAACAAAGUGGAGGAAACUACGGUGGCAGCAGUGUAAGUGGUGGUCAGGCCACUUCGACGGCGAACGCAGAGGCAAACGCAAAGGCAGAAAGCAGUUCCGGCGGCUCUGCAUCGUCAGCGACCUCUUCAGCAGUGUCUUCAGCGAACGGUGGAGGCACUGCGAACGCAAAUUCAGAGGCAAAGUCUUCCUCGUCCGGAUCGGGCGCUUCGGCGACGAGUUCAAGCAAGGCGUCAUCUUCGAUAAACGGUGGAGCCUCAUCUUCAGGAAGUUCCGAAGCGAUCUCGAACGCUAUUUCCUCUGUCUUUGGCUCCACGUCACAGGCUUCCAGUUCAAGCAAAUCGACCUCACAAUCAAAUGUCUUCGGCCAAAACGCGAGCGCCACGGCGUCAGCAACCUCUUCGGCAACCGCAUCGGCGGGUGGAGCUGGAGCCAGUGCCAAAGCCAGUGCCAAUGCUCAAGCCUCCAGCGGGGUUCCGAGUGUUGAGUCGAAAAGCUCAGCCUCAGCGUCAGCCUCGGCUGAUACCCGCGACAUGCUCAUUUUUAGCAACUAAUUAUAUGUGAUAUAUUUUUGUGAGUAAUUGAUUAUAAGCAAGCCGAACGAUUGGCCGGUUUCCUAAUCGUUGCUUAUAUUGCCGCCGUGAAUAUUAACAACUAUACACGACUGUAAAUUGCAUCGAUUUGCAAAAUGUGACCAGGAAUUUGUGUUAUGCAAAUUUAUUAAAUAUUGCUAUAUUGAGAGCGUGUAUCAAAUUUAUAGUUUAUUCUCUGCUAUUAUCGAUAGUAUAAUAAGAACCGAUUACGUGUAGCCGAUUCUCAGCCACAUAUUUGCCAAUUUACGCUGCACAACCGACUGCUUAUUUAUUCGACUCUUUACGAUUGCUAUUCUAUUUUUUAAUUUAUAUAAAAAAUAAAAAUGCAUUUGAUUGA